Messenger RNA from Olea europaea var. sylvestris, 1949 nucleotides. RefSeq names its product protein disulfide isomerase-like 5-4. Gene Ontology annotation, cellular component: endoplasmic reticulum; COPII-coated ER to Golgi transport vesicle. Bases 270 to 1712 code for a protein of 480 amino acids. Lineage: Eukaryota; Viridiplantae; Streptophyta; Magnoliopsida; Lamiales; Oleaceae. The record is from RefSeq and is a predicted model, not a curated record. The transcript has 15 exons.
CGCACUUCACAAAUCUCACGCCACAUUUCCCUGCACCAAUCCGCACCCAAAUCUAAUUUUCGGGAUUCUCCAUUAAUUUCAGUCACCAGCAUUUCUGCUUUAGCGAAUUGAUACACAUUGAACAAUCUGCUUAAAACCCUUAAGCGGAAUUAAUAAUUACACAUUUAAUUUUGCAGCUGUGUAUAAAUAUUAAUAGACUGCAGAUUUCAUUGACUCGUUAUUGUAGAUCUAUCAGUUUCAAACACUCUCCAGAGUACUGGAGAAUAGCCAUGGUUUCGACUAGUAAAAUCAAAUCCGUUGAUUUUUACAGAAAAAUUCCCAGAGAUUUGACUGAAGCAUCUUUAUCAGGUGCUGGGCUGUCAAUUAUAGCUGCCUUUUGCAUGAUCUUUCUAUUUGGAAUGGAACUAAAUGAUUAUUUGACAGUGAGUACCUCUACAUCAAUUAUUGUUGACAAGAGUUCUGAUGGGGACUUCUUACGAAUUGAUUUCAAUCUGAGUUUUCCAGCACUAUCUUGUGAAUUUGCAUCCAUUGAUGUCAGUGAUGUCUUGGGAACGAAUAGGUUAAAUAUAACUAAAACUGUCCGCAAGUACUCGAUAGAUUCAAACUUAAAGCCCACUGGCUCUGAGUUUCAAUCGGGACAAAUUUCAACAGCAAUAAAGCACGACGAGGAAGUUGACGAAGAACAUGGUGAAGGUGCUGUUACACUUAAUUCACACAAUUUUGACAGAGUUUCACAUCAGCACCCUAUUUUGGUAGUAAAUUUCUAUGCGCCUUGGUGCUACUGGAGCAACCGCUUGAAACCUUCAUGGGAGAAAGCAGCCAAAAUUAUAAGAGAAAGAUAUGACCCAGAAUUUGAUGGACGUAUUCUUUUGGGAAAGGUUGAUUGCACUGAAGAAGUUGAGUUGUGUAGAAGGAAUCACAUACAAGGGUAUCCAUCUAUUCGCAUCUUCCGCAAGGGAAGUGAUGUCAGAGAGGAUCAUGGGCACCAUGAGCACGAGUCAUAUUAUGGGGAUCGGGAUACAGAUAGCCUAGUUAAGACAAUGGAGGAUAUGGUAGCUCCUAUUUCUUUGCAGUCACAAAGUGCUUCAGAUAGUCAGCCAUCCAAGAUGACAGAUGAUGCCAAGAGGCCUGCACCUUUAACAGGAGGAUGUAGAAUUGAGGGUUUUGUACGUGUAAAGAAGGUUCCUGGCAACCUUAUCAUAUCAGCUCGUUCAGCUUCCCAUUCUUUUGAUGCUUCUCAGAUGAACAUGUCACAUGUUAUUUCUCACUUUUCUUUUGGUAAAACGAUCUCACCAAGGGUAAUGAGUGGCAUGAAGCAAGUGCUGCCAUAUCUUGGAGGAAGCCAUGAUCGGUUGAAUGGCAUGCGAUAUAUCAGUAAUCCAAGUGAUUCAAAUGCAAAUGUUACUAUAGAGCACUAUCUUCAAGUCGUAAAAACUGAGGUGAUGACAAGAUCCUAUAAAUUAGUCGAGGAUUAUGAGUACACUGCCCACAGCAGUCUGGUUCACAGCGUUGACAUUCCAGUUGCCAAAUUUCACUUUGAGCUAUCUCCGAUGCAGGUCUUAAUAACUGAAAACUCAAAGUCUUUUUCGCACUUCAUUACAAACGUCUGUGCCAUUAUUGGAGGUAUUUUUACGGUUGCUGGAAUAUUGGACUCAGUGCUUCACAACACCAUGAGACUGAUGAAAAAAGUUGAAUUGGGGAAACACUUCUGAAAGAAAUUUGGAAUUAGGCAGGUUUAUUGAAGAAUAUCAAUUAGUGUGCACAUUUUUUUAUAUAGAUGAAUAUGUAUUUUGGUAUUUAGAAUUUUUGCAAGCAAGCACGAGAAUCACCCUGUUAUCUUCACUUUGGUGGAGGUUAUAUUAUUAUGCAAAACUGCCUUGAGGCAAACUUGGCCCUGUUUGGGGUGGAUAAAAAAAAUUAGAUUUUCAAUAAGGUUAGAUGAAAUUUGG